This is a messenger RNA of Candidozyma duobushaemuli, 1065 nucleotides long. RefSeq lists its product as uncharacterized. The record is from RefSeq and is a predicted model, not a curated record. The coding region runs from base 1 to 1065 and encodes 354 amino acids. Lineage: Eukaryota; Fungi; Ascomycota; Pichiomycetes; Serinales; Metschnikowiaceae. The transcript has a single exon. Gene Ontology annotation, cellular component: nucleus. Gene Ontology annotation, biological process: regulation of cell cycle.
AUGAGUGACGAGAAGCUGGCAGAAAAGGUGCUUAAGCCUUUCAAAGAGGCUCUUCAUUUCUGGCUGGUCGUGUUGAAUAAGCCAUCCGAACUCAGUACACAGAUACCAGCUGCUCAGGUGGAGGAUCCACUUCGAGAGAUCAUCAAACUCACCAAACUAAUAAAGGCACAGACUACAAAAGUCGGCAUUGUCUAUGCACCCAAGAAUAUCCUGAAGCAGUCCGAUGCUGCCCACGACACAGUGGCAGAAUUGUCCAAGACAUUCGUGUUUCUCAUAUCUGCACUUUCACAGCUUUCACCAAAGAAGGUAUCCAGCCUAUUUUACACAGAGGUUGCAGCGAAAUCUAAGGACUUGAUCGAAACGGCUGAAGCCUUCGCUGAAGAAUUGGAACUCAUUUUGAAAAAUACCGAGGAGGAGGAUGAGGAAGCACAAACCAGCGCAGACACCGUCAACCCAAGAUUGCUUUCUGUGGGCAAGAUGUGGCUGCUCUGUGAUAGCAUCGGAGAGUUCAUAGAAAAAGGAAACCUCAAGUUUUUGCAGCUGAAGACCACGCUAAACAUUUCGUUGAUCGAGGAUGGUCUAGACGAGUUCGAGGAGUGGGUCAAGAACCCGCAGGAUAUGGACGACGACGAUCCUUUUGGACUUGAUGACAAUUUCUCUGAUGAAGAGGCACCAGCUGACAACAAGGAGGCAGAAUCCGAAGAUGAGGCCGAUAACGAGGACAUAAUCAAAUUCGGUGAGCUGUGGCUCAAACAGCUCAAGUUGGUGAAGCUACUCUUCCUCUCUAUCAACAAAUCGCUCCCCAGUGUGACGUCUGGCUCUGUUAUUGAUGAGAUCUACGCUACGGAAAACUCAAUUGCUCGUUGUGUCGACAAACUUGUGGUUGAGCUCAUGAUGAACAAUGAGUUGGGUGACGAGGUGGAGCAGCUUGACAAGGAAUUCGGCAAAGCGUGCUCCAGCAUAAUCAGCAUUCUUCGAAGCGUCAACAAGACAAACGAAACGAAGGUCAAGUGGUGUGUUUCAUGGGAAGCAAAGUACAAGGAAUUGCAGGACGCUAAGUACUAG